AUGGCCAGCAUUAGUACCAGUGGUAAUAGCACAACUAGUCCGCGACGUCAGCGUUAUGGCCGUUCUUCGACAUCCAGUGUGACUCAGUUGUUGUCGGACGGCUAUUCCAGCAUCAUCAAUAGGUUGACGCGGCGAGGACCUUCGGAGAAAAGUGACGCCGUCACCGAUUCUAAACUGACCGCCGCUCGGAAUCGUUACGAUGAUAAAUUACUAGCAAACAAAAACCCGAUCCUUAACAAUAUUCGGCGUUACGAUAACAAUAGACGUAUCUCACCGUACACGUCUCUUACAUCUGGAUUGUCCGCGUCGACGAGAAAGUUGAAUGACGAACGAGCAUACUCGAGUUACUUGGCCGCGACAAAGUCCAGAAUCGAUACAUCACCUUUGCAUUCAACCUCCAGUAUGAGCGCUCUCAGCCGCAGUGACUCAUUUCGCAAAGCGCACAUGAAAGAUAAUCAGUCUUCACCGUUCACCAAACGAUACCCUCUCAAAGAAGCGAAUAAUAACAAUGUAGACACUACACUCAUGCUUGGCAGUACUCGUAGCCGUCUAGAAGAUAAAUAUUCCUCAGUACUAGAUAAAAUUGCAAUACAGAAAAAAGAAAGAGCUCGCAAGGAAAAGGAAGAUCGUGAUAAAACUUUAGAACCCGAACCGGUCAUACCACGAGGUUUGAUGAGGAGCUUAACAACUGCUGUGUUUGGUGAAAAUUCAUUUAAAAGAAAUAUUUAUUCACGUGAAAAAACAAGGGAUAAAACACCUUUCCGGAAUACGACUGACCGCCGCUUAUCAUCUGGGCAUAAACAUAGCGAUAGAAACGAGUACAAAAACGGCUUUGAUAUUUCUGUAAGAGAUCGUCCAAACUUCGGAAAAGAUAGAGACAGUGUUUACCGUCGACAUCAAAGGAGAUCGCACAGAGCUGAAAAAAGUGAUGAAGGAAAAUGUGGCAAACUAUCGCUUCGCCCCGUGGAUAUAAACAUACAGCCGGGAGCUCGCGAUCUAAUUUCGCCUGCGCAGCAAGGUCUCAGGGACUCAAAACUACAGAUUGCGAAAUCUCCAGCGACAUCCCUUGUUAAGGAAACGGGCAGGCAGAAGCAGAUCUACUUCCCAUCCAGCGACGAAGACGACGACAAAACGCCCGUUGGUGAUCGCGUGCUGACAGAACGUGAAACAAGACGCAAAGAAAUUCAAAGUCUGAUAAUGAAAUACGCGCACUUGGACGAAGUAUACGGUCGCAUUACUGAGAAAGAAACGAAUGGCUUAACAAACGUUCCUAGCAUCACUCGGAAGCCAGAACCAAUAGGCGUGGGCGAUGUGGUAGUGUUACCGCCUGAACUUCGAGCGCGGCAUCGGCCCCAAAGACCUCGCCACCUGAUGCGGCGAGCGGCGACGCCGCCUAGCUCCCGGGCACGCUCCUCCGUCAAGGACGACAAGGACGGACACCUGGUGUACUGGCCCGGCUAUGUCAUGGGAGCGAGAUAUAAAAUCAUCGACACGCUUGGCGAGGGCACGUUCGGGAAGGUGGUCGAGGUGAAGGACUUGGAAAUGGAGCAUAGAAUGGCUCUGAAAAUAAUUAAAAAUGUUGAAAAAUACAGAGAGGCUGCAAAAUUAGAAAUUAAUGUAUUAGAAAAGUUGGCAGAAGUUGAUCCAGACUGUAAACAUUUGUGUGUAAAAAUGUUGGACUGGUUUGAAUAUCAUGGUCACAUGUGCAUCGCAUUUGAAAUGCUCGGACAAAGCGUAUUUGAUUUUCUGAAAGACAACAACUACCAGCCAUACCCAUUGGAGCAAGUGCGGCACAUCUCCUACCAGUUGAUAUAUAGUGUGCUGUUCCUGCAUGAGAACAAACUUACCCACACAGAUCUCAAGCCGGAGAACAUAUUGUUUGUAGAUAGUGAUUACGAGGUGGUCAGUGUAUAUAAUAGUUCUAAGAAGACACAUGAUUUGCUGCGCGUGAAACGCAGCGAUGUGAGGCUCAUCGACUUCGGCAGCGCCACGUUCGACCAUGAGCACCACAGCACCAUCGUUUCCACCAGGCAUUACCGAGCGCCUGAAGUCAUAUUGGAACUGGGUUGGUCACAGCCAUGUGACGUAUGGUCCAUUGGCUGCAUCAUGUUCGAGUUGCAUCUCGGCAUCACGCUGUUCCAGACACACGACAACCGCGAGCACCUCGCCAUGAUGGAGAGGAUCCUUGGUCCCAUUCCAUACAGGAUGGCAAGAAAGACAAGAACAAAAUACUUCUACCACGGCAAAUUAGACUGGGACGAAAAAUCGUCGGCUGGCAGAUAUGUUAGAGAAAAUUGCAAACCACUAUUGAGGUACAUGCAGAGCAACAGCGAGGAGCACCGGCAGCUGUUCGAGCUGAUCGCGCGCAUGCUGGAGUACGAGCCCUCGCAGCGCAUCACGCUGCGCGACGCGCUCGCGCACCCCUUCUUCAGCAAGCUGCCGCCGCACCACAGGCUCGGCAGUGACCGCGCGCGGUGCAACGGCGAGAGCUCGCGCGAGCGCUCGCACUCGCUGAGCAGGUGA
This is a messenger RNA of Parnassius mnemosyne (clouded apollo), 2523 nucleotides long. NCBI's taxonomy places the organism in Eukaryota, Metazoa, Arthropoda, Insecta, Lepidoptera, Papilionidae. The record is from the annotation of a GenBank genome assembly.